Molecule: messenger RNA, 1944 nt
Organism: Cladophialophora carrionii CBS 160.54
Lineage: Eukaryota; Fungi; Ascomycota; Eurotiomycetes; Chaetothyriales; Herpotrichiellaceae
Exons: 2
Coding region: 1-1944 (647 amino acids)
Source: RefSeq, a predicted model, not a curated record
AUGCCACCGAUCAAGGUGCCUCCCGGACGUGACGCCGACAGAGACACAGACGCAGACGCACCGAGAUUGGAAAUCGACGAGGAAGGUGUCGCCAGAGCCGUCUUCCCCAAGCAGACAAACAAGCGUCACUUUGUAACUGACAAUGAGACUGCAAGACUGGCGACCGAUGAGCAUGGCGUUGCCCAAACUGAGAGUCCAAAUUCGAACAAGAAGAAGUUCCAUCUCGGUCCAAUCCACCCUGCGAUGACUGGGUUGCAUCUGAGGGUGGGACGGCAUCGAGAGUCGUAUGCACGAACGAAGCUUGUUGAGCCUGCGAGCUCGGCCGAACCAGGCGAAGGCCCAACAGUUCUCGACAAUGACGAGAUGGUGGGAGAAGAGACCGAGGAGAACAUUGUUCCACGCGUUGCGCCCGUUGCUGCACGGCAGAUCGUCGACGUCGAAGCUGAAGGUACCGAAGAAGAGAUGGUGGUGGCUGGUCGAGCGGCCGUUGCCUUGGGAAUCGAGAACGCUCAAGAACCCGCGGUCGGUGCUGCAAUCCUUAAUGCCCCGGACCUUCCCCCAGUUUUCACACCUUGGGAGUUCACUGCUUCGCCUUGGCCGCCUGUCGACGAGAUCGCCGACGAAGAGCUCGCGAGAAGGUAUCCAGCUCUCCGAGGAAGCGAGAUCCUCCACCUUCUAGCUCGCGGUGCAGCCAACCGUGAUCCCGACCUUCCCCAACUUCUGGACCACGGGCCCGCUGAGAUCCCUGUGAUGACCGUCCAUGAAAAUGCUGAGGAGGCAUUCGCCGGCUGGGUCUCCGUGCCUCAGGGACCAGGUGCUCUUCCGUUGAUCAUACCUUGGCGACCGAUUGCUCUCCCUUUUCAUCCUGCCUACCCAGGCUAUGUUCAGCCCCAGCUCGGCCAGUUCGGCCAGUGGGAGCAGAGUCACCACGAACAAUUCCUUGAAGAGCAGUAUCGUCGAGAAGCACGAGCACAAGACAGAGAGAAUAUUCCUCUACUCCCACCAGUUGUCUUCAUGCAGGUGGCCGACGCGCGCACUCGUGUCCGUUCCGGCUCCACGAUCCUGACCAUCAAGGGCGAGAAAUUUGUCAGAGUAGACGAUACUCACCUCCUGUACGCCGUCAACGCCGAGUACCUGCUAGGUGGUACCAACACGACAAUUCGAAGAUAUCAAUGUGGUGACUGGCCGUCGCACGUGCCCUCCGUUGCAAAUGAACGCGCUGUCCGCCCCGCGGUCCUGUUCGAGCUCUACCCGACUGGCCAGUACGCAUACACCGCCGAGAAUGGUCGUCGUAAGCAAGCGCCUCAAGAAUUCCGGCCCCAGUGUGACGUAUUUGGCCGCGUUCUUCUCAACGCCCACGACCGACCCCUGAAGUUCUCGAAAUCGAUCCCGUACAAGGUGUCCACUGAGAUCGAAGGCUGGGAGAUGGAAGCGCUUUGUCGCCUCGAUGCUGACCUCUGCAACCAAGACUUCCUCGACCGCAUGCUUCCGAACACGGUUGUAGGUGGGAGUGGGAGAGGCAGAGGCAGACCUAGCAGGGGUACAUUGAACAAUCGUCGUCGGCGAGACCGCAUGAGAUUGCGCAUUCUCCCAUGGCCUGUGCCGCACGAUCUCAGCUACUCAGACCAGCGGCUCAUCAAAGAGCUCGAUAACUGGGAAAUCCAGGAGAAUAGCACCAUGCGCCUGAGGGACUUGAUGAAGGAUGAAAUCCACAUGCACGAGGCCAUCAUGUACGGUGGACAUUUUGAGCGCUCGGGAACCCAUCAUGCAUUGCAUGACCAGGCAAGAUUGGAGCAGCUCUGGGUCAACUUGAGGCUGGUGAGGACGAAGUUUGCCGAGGAUAGCGACGAGGUCCAGCUGGUGAAGGAUCGAGUCGUCCGAUUGCUGCAGAAGAUGGGCAGAGAGGAUGAUGCGGCAAUCUGGGACGUUGGUACGCAGUCGUGA